This is a messenger RNA of Pygocentrus nattereri (red-bellied piranha), 7188 nucleotides long. It is a transcript of the gene heatr1, whose product is annotated as HEAT repeat containing 1. Gene Ontology annotation, biological process: positive regulation of transcription by RNA polymerase I; maturation of SSU-rRNA from tricistronic rRNA transcript (SSU-rRNA, 5.8S rRNA, LSU-rRNA). The transcript has 45 exons. The coding region runs from base 304 to 6750 and encodes 2148 amino acids. NCBI's taxonomy places the organism in Eukaryota, Metazoa, Chordata, Actinopteri, Characiformes, Serrasalmidae. The record is from RefSeq and is a predicted model, not a curated record. Gene Ontology annotation, molecular function: snoRNA binding. Gene Ontology annotation, cellular component: t-UTP complex; 90S preribosome; small-subunit processome.
AAUAGUAGUGUCAUAUUAUUAGGUUCUCUUCCUUGAGUGACCGCAUACGCAGCGCUCCUCCGCUCCGCUAGGGGCAGCGGAGUUCAUACUGUGUGAACGGGCUGCACGGACUGUAGGAGCGCAGAAGCGGAGGCGGUGUGAGCUGCACAUGGAGUGGGGCAGUGGAUUUAGACACGUAGAGAAGCUAUUUUAGAGUUUUAUAAAGGUUUAUAAGCUGUUUAUAAAGGGUUAUAAGCUGUUUGGUCCUGUGUCUGGGGACUGGAGACUUCGCUAGACACCGCUUUAGUCCACACGUUUGUGAAUAUGACUUCGUUAGCCCAUCAGCUGAAGCGGCUCGCGCUGCCCCAGAACGCGCCAGAAGUGUUCACACGGAGAGAGACCAUUUCGCUUCUGUUUGACCCGAAACAUGCAGCCACUUUGGACAAAGACAACUUCUACGCCCUGGGCUGCACGGGGCUGGAGGAGCUGUUGGGGAUCGAACCAGCAUUUGCGGAGUUCCAGGAGACGCUCUUCGGUGCAGCGUCUGUACACCUGGAGCGAGGUGUGCAGUCCAAAGAGGUCAACCAGAAGCUGGACAAGAGCAUCUCCCUCUUCCUCACCCGCUUGUCCCCCUACUUCCUGCUCAAACCGGCUCUGAAGUGUCUGGAGUGGCUCAUACACAGGUUCCACAUUCAUUUGUAUAACCAGGAUAGCCUGAUCGCCUGUGUGUUACCGUAUCAUGACACAAAACUGUUUGUGAGAGUCAUUCAGCUUUUGAAGAUUGACGACCCCACCCAUAAAUGGCAUUGGCUGCAUGGGCUUCAGAAACCUGGAGUUCCUUUGGCCAGAGGCACUUUACUCACUCACUGCUAUAAAGAUCUGGACUUCAUGGACUUCAUAUGCACCAUGGUGACAAAGUCAGUGAAGGCCUAUUCGGCGUUCGUUCGUGAUGGACGCUGCGCGCAGCUGCGAGUGGUUUUUUCUUUCUAUGCGGCAGCCAUCGUUCCUGCUUUAGAGGCCGUGGAGAAGGUCACUGAUUCAAUUGUAGCCAAACUGCUUCCAUAUGUGCAACUGGGUCUGAAAUCGGAGCUGGUGGACUAUAAAGCUGCCACCUACAUGAUCGUGUCUCAGCUAGCGGUGAAAGUGGUGAUGCAAGCAGAACUGGUGAACACACUGGCUGUUCAGAUGAGCAGGUCCUUGGGCAGAGGUCCAGCACUGACCUCUGAGGGCCUGUCCUGCCUCAUCGUGCUCCUGCAGAACCAGAAGGAAGGAGUCGUUGGACCAAAGCCGUUUGGGUACCUCUGUGCAGUGCACUCUUUGGUGCCCUCCCUGCAGACCAUAGCAGCAUCCUAUGACGUCAGUCCUUUACUGCGCUACCUGCUCCCACAUCUCAUUCACUCAGUCAUCACACAGAAUGAGUUGCAGGAAGAGGUUGUGGACAGCACCCUGCAUAAUCGGCUGCUAGAGUCGGUCCUCCAGAUGCUUCCUCUCACCAGCGGCCUGGAGAGCUCAGCAGCAAGGCUUCUGCUAGAGGAAUAUGUGUCCUGUGGUGCAGAGCUCGGCUCAGACGGAGUGUCCUCCCUCAACCAGAAGAUCCAGCCAGUCGUCAGACUCUUUGAGCACAAGUAUCCCGGAGCUCUGGAUGCUGUUCUGGAGGCUCAUGUUAGUGAGAUGAACUCAGAUCAGCAGAAGAACCUUCUCCACCAGUUCCUGUCUCUCACCAUGAGUUGCGGCAAAUACCAGCUGUUGGCAGAUUCAGACACGUCACUGAUGCUCAGUCUUAACCACCCGCUGUCCUCUGUGAGGAACUUGGCUCUGGACCACUUGAAAAACAUUCUGGCCUCAGGACAGGAGGGGUUUGACAAGGCCUUCCUGAAGGACGCUCUGCUGGAGAGGAUAAAGGAUGAUGCUCCUGAGGUUGUCCUGUCUGCACUCUCAGCCCUGCAGCUGUAUAUUGAGCAGAUGGAUCCAGAGAACACAGUCUCCAGUUUGAUUUCUCUUCUCCAUCGGAUCCAGCCGUCGGACUCUGCGCUCUGGUGUGCGGUGUUGAAGGAAGCGGUCCGAACGCUCAAUGAUUCGCGCCUCAGUGAGGUCAACGCUGACCUCAGGGCACGGAUUAUUUGGGAGCUAUUGCCCUUCCUGGUAGUGACCAAUCCGGAGCUGGAGUCCACAGAGAUGCAGCUGAUGCUGUGCGUGUCUGAGAUGCACCUGCUGACCAAGCAUCCUCUGACGCAGGGCUGGAGUGACGCGCUGAAAGACAUUCUGCAGAAAACCCCUCCUGCUGAUCUCGUGGGAGUGGCCACCCAGGUGCUCAUCAGCACUCUGACCAAAAACCUGUCCAGCAUGGAGCCGUCAGACAAACGCAACGCAAUUGAGAGUGUGUGUGCACUGCUGGGCAGGCCGAGCACUGGCAUUCGAGAAAAGGCUGCAUUCGUGGUGCUGAGUCACACUCUGCUCCAGGCUCUGGACUCCCUGAGUGAGAGUCAACAUCUCCACACGGCCCAGAAGCUCUUCGACCUGCUGGAACCUGCGCUAAAACAGCUGGACGCAGCACAGCUGUGUGAAGGUCAGGAAGUGGUGAUUCCGCCUGUGUACGAGGUGCUCGGAGCCUUCUCGUCCAAAUUGCAUGCUGGACAGAAUGCAGAGAGGGAGCACAGCCUCCUCCUCCUCGCGCUCCUCCGGGUCUUCAUCAGCGCUCUCAAAUGCCCCGAGUCUUCGUUCAGAGGAGACCGUUGGUGGAACCCAGUGAAGCUGGACACGAGCACGUGCUGUUACCUGCAGCUGCUGUGUCGUGUGUUUGAUGUGGUGGUGUCAGGGGCCGGUCAAGGACCGCUGGUGUCCUGCUUUAGGGCCCUCAUACAGCUCCUUUUACAGGAGCACCUGAGUGAGCCGGAGCAUCUCUUUAAGUUCCUGUCACUGCUGUGGUGUUACAGCAAUAAUCUGGGUGAUCAGCUGGAGGUCGGUGUGUCUGCACUGCUGCAAACUCGCGCUCUGUACGUUGGCAAGGCACUGCUGACCACCGUCCCUUCAAAAUCGCUCAGUCUGCUGGCCUCCGCCUCCUCACCAGUGGUGCCAUCCUUGCUGGCGUGUCUGACCUUUGGGGUGGGGGAGGUGAGGAGAGCUGCGCUGGCUGUGUUUCAGACCCUCAGUACCUCAGUCACCUCCUCUCCAUACAGCCCUUUGAUGGAGAAACUACUCAGUGUGGCUGAGGAGCUGAUCGCCGACCCCACGUACCUGAGCCAGGCUCUGUCCAGGCUGUAUGAGGAGGCUGUGACUGUGAAGGGCAGAAACAAGCUGCUGUUGGCUGUAGAGCAGCUCCUGCAGUGUGUUCAGGCUCCUGACUGUCCCUGUUAUAUGGCUAAAUUGCUGCUGCGAGCGCUGAGGAACGUCAACGGAGAGAUGGCGUUGUCCGUCCUCCUACCCGCUGUGGAGCGCCUGUUGGAACAGUUUGCUCUGGACCCGUCGGUCUUCCUGCUGGACGAGGCUUUGCUCUUGCAGCUGUUGUUGGAAAAGUACAACGAGGCGUCCGCAGUGCUGCUGUCCCGCGACUCCCACAGCCUAGAGCUGUUCAUCACGGCUCUGCGCACCUCCUCCCGGCCCUAUCCCAACAUUGCCAGCUUCCAGAUCAUUGCCCUGGAGCAGAUCACUAAGCCCUUCUUUGCGGCACUGGGUGAUGAGAAGAUCCAGCAGAGGAUUCUGGGAGUGCUGUUUGACCUGCUGGUGGUCAGCAAAAACCCAGCCUGCUCCCAGACCAUCAGCAGUGUCUUCAAAGGGAUCGCUGUGGAUGCAGAGCUGGUGGCUAACGAACUGACUCCCGUGGACAAGCCCAGAGUGACCGGAAGCAUACAGCAAACCCGCAGGAGCAAAGUGCAGCCCAAUUUUUCCUCCGAAAGGAAAGCCCAGGAUGUCCCACCAGAAGAGAGCACUGUGUCCUGGCCCAGAGUCACCCUGAUCCUGGAGCUCCUGCAGCACAAGAAGAAGCUGAAGAGGCCUCAGAUGUUGGUGCCAGCACUUUUCAACCUUCUCUCCAGGAGUUUAGAGCUGUCAGCAGAGCAGGAGAAUGUGGAGUACACCAAGCAGCUCCUCCUCAGCGUCUUGCUCAACGUGUGCCAGAGGCUCUCACCACAGGGAGGACCCAUCAGCAAGGAUAUCUUGGAUGAAGAUAAGUUCAGUGUGGAGUUGGUGGUGCAGUGUGUGAGGACGUCCAGCAUGCCUCAGACUCACCACCAUGCACUGCUGCUGCUGGGCACUGUGGCUGGAAUCUUCCCUGAGAAAGUUCUACACAACAUCAUGCCCAUUUUCACCUUUAUGGGUGCCAACAUCAUGCGGCUGGACGACACCUACAGCUUCCAGGUCAUCAGCAGGACUGUACAGACUGUCAUCCCUGCCCUCAUCCGUGCUCAUGAAGGCACUGGCGCUCAUUCGGAGGGUCAGAUGGGGGCCGUGGUGACCCGCAUCGUGCAAGUUUUCGUUGACGCCCUCCCACACGUGCCCGAUCACCGGCGCUUGCCCAUCCUCAAGCAGCUGCUGGACACGCUGGGGCCCGCCCACUUCCUCUGGGUCCUCCUGCUGCUCCUGUUCAAACAGCACACUAGCCUCAGCGCCACCGGAGCUGAGAAGGAGGCAGCUCUGGAGCGGGAUCUGGACUUCUGGAUCUUGGUGUGUUGUGGAUUUGAAGUUCAUGAGCAGCUCACCUCUUUUAUUAAGAUCCUGCAGUUCCUCAUGACUCUGCCACGGGACAAAGAGGAAGUGCCAGAGAAGAGGAGAGGGUUGAGAAGAGAGAAGAAGGAAGAAAACGUCUCUCAGCUGAUCUUCAGCGUGGAGACCCACAGCGGAAAGGAGCUCCGACAUUUCAAAUUCCUCUCCAUGUCCUUCAUGGCGCAGCUGCUGGCCUCCAGCAGCUUCGUGGGAAAGGUGGCCGAUCUGCCUAAAGACUCUUUACAGGAACUUCAGCAAAGUCUGUUGGAGGAGAACUUGCGCUACAUUCACACUGUGGCUCAGUGUGUGGAGGAGAACACAGACAAACCCACAGCCAAGUUCUGGAGGGCUCUGCUCACAAAGUCCUAUGAUAUGCUAGACAAGGUCAACGCUCUCCUGCCCACUGACACCUUCAUCACAGUGGUGCGUGGGCUGAUGGGUAAUCAACUGGCAUCGGUGAGGAGGAAGGCGAUGGAGCUGCUCAAUAACAGACUACAGCAGAAGAGGAAAUGGGCCGAGCAGCAGGUGGCUGUGCUGCUGGAACUUACCGGCGACCUCCUUGUCAUCGUGGGCCAUGGCCGUGUCCAGGCUGGAGGUCAGGAAGAAGAGGAGCAGGCCAUCAACAGGCAGACGGCCAUCUACAGCCUGAAGCUGCUGUGCCGUAGUUUUGGCGCUGGACACCAGGAGGUGUUCUUGCCGGUGCUGAGCAGGAUGGUGGAGUUGGUGGCGAACCCUGAGGAGGAGAAGAACGUUAUGGGCAGUGCACUCUUAUGUGUAGCUGAAGUUACCAACACACUGAAGGCCCUCGCCAUCCCACAGAUACACAGGUUGAUGCCAGCAAUCCUGCAAACCUUACAGGAGCGCAAAGAUCUGUUGUCUAAUGAGGUGUAUCUGCUGAGUGCAGUCACAGCCCUGCAGAGGACUGCAGAAACGCUCCCUCACUUCAUCAGUCCUUACCUCGAAGCUACCAUAUUGCAGGUGACACGUCUGACUCAAGUUGCUGAGCGGCUCUCCUCCUGCCCUCAACUGGCCGUCAGACUCUCCUCCCUCAGCUCGACACUCGCAACCAAAGUGCCCCCCAGGGUUCUACUGCCCACCCUUGCCAAGUGCUACGGUAGCAUGGUCGACUCCCUGCAGAAUCGUAUCGGUCCUCUGAUGAACAUCCUGAAAGAGCACAUUGGUCACCUGGAGAAGGAGCAGCUCACCUCCCACCAAUCAGAGCUCACCUCUUUCUUCCUCUCAGCUCUCGACUUUCGCAGCAAACACUGCCAGGGGGAUCUGGAGAAGACUGCAGAGAUCGAGGGUUGUGUCAUAGACUGCCUGCUGGCUAUGGUUAUGAAGCUGUCGGAGGUCACAUUCAGACCCCUGUUCUUCAAGCUGUUUGACUGGUGUAAAACAGAAGGAGCGGCUAAGGACCGUAUGCUGACCUUCUGCAGGCUGGCCGACAGCAUCGCUGACCGGCUGAAGGGCUUGUUUGUGCUGUUUGCUGGACAGCUGGUGAAACCCUUCUCGGACAUGCUACGCAAACUCAACGCCGCCCAGACUGAUGAGGCCUUCUUUGACUCUGAGGAGGAGGAAGAUGACGACAACGUGUCGAAAAGCUGUCUGCUGCUGCAGUACAUCCUGGACUGCCUGCGUAAAAUCUUCCUAUACGACACACAGCGCUUCCUCAGCAAGGAGAGAGCCGAUGCUCUCCUGGGCCCACUGGUGGAUCAGGUGGAGAACAUGCUGGGAGGAGAGCAGGUGUACCAGACCCGAAUCACACAGCACCUGGUUCCAUGUGUGGCUCAGUUCUCUGUUGCGAUGGGAGACGACUCCCAGUGGAAAGUUCUCAACUACCAGAUCCUGCUGAAGACUCGCCACAGCUCUCCCAAGGUGCGUUUCUCCUCUCUGCUGAUGCUACUGGAGCUGGCAGGCAAACUGAAAGAGAACUACAUGGUGCUCCUGCCAGAGACCAUCCCCUUCCUGGCUGAGCUUAUGGAAGAUGAAUGUGAGGAGGUUGAACAUCAGGUCCAGAAGGUCAUUCGGGAGAUGGAGACGGUCCUGGGAGAACCGCUUCAGAGCUACUUCUAACACCAGCGGCUUCCGGCAUCCUGUCAUGGAGUUUAGCUUCACUUUGUUUCUUCCAGAGUUUGUCUGAGCCUCCACACAGCCAGCCUCUGUCCGUGUCUCUGGGAUGAUGGCGCUGGCACGUGUUGCGUUCACUCCCAGCGAGUUUACACAUUAAGGCCCUCAGCUGCCGACGCUGUCCCUUGGCUCGGUCCAUGCUGGCACGUGACCUUGGAUGUCCAGAAGCACAGACUUGAUCUUGAACUGUUUGAUACCAUUUUUUUAUAUACCUGUUUGUAUAAAAAAUGUAAAAAUUAAAUGUAAAAAGCAGUUUUAUGCAUCAGAUAAUAUCCACUGUAAUGGAACUUUGGAAACUGCAUUGCCUUUGUGCGUGAAAGUGUGACGUGUGACUAAAAGAUUGCUGGAUUCAGCAAUAAAGUGAUUACUCAGACUUUCAUGUCA